AUGUCGCGCUCCUCUCCCCGCUCUCUGUCCCGCUCGAGGUCGCGCUCCGCAUCGAUGUCGUCUACCCGUUCCACGACACCCGAAGACUCUGCGUGUCCCUUCCUCAUCCGGAUCUUCGUGACGCGCACACACACCCCGCUCCGCGACUUUGACGACAACCACCUACCUGUGCAGGACGAAUUCCACGUGUACGGAUGGAAAUCAUCCACCCCAACGUCCCUCGUGCACCAGCUCUACGCCGUUCUGCCCGCGCCAUACCGUUCUCCUGUGGCCCGCUACUCGUUCAAGCACGUAUAUGUCGACGCGUCCGAGGCAGGACUGUACAAGGCGCGCGAGAUGGCUUCGUUCACCGGGCGCGAGUUUACAUCAAGUGUGGAAGGGGGGAGAGGAGUGGAGGAACAGACGCUGGACGAGUACGGGUUCAUCAAGGGGGACUUGAUUAGUGUGGCUGUGAACAUGCCAGAGCCGCGCAAGGUGGAAGGGCGCGAACAACGAGACCGCCGCCCACCGCCUCCAAGAGGGAGCUGGCGUGACCGCGACGCACCGAUGCGCAACGACCGCGAGCGCGAGCGCGAUCGGCGCGACGGACCACCUACCAACGACCGCUGGAGUCGUCGUAGCCGGAGCAGGAGUCCGGUGAGGAGGGGAUCUGGAUGGGGACGGGAUUAG
Cutaneotrichosporon cavernicola is the source of this 669-nucleotide messenger RNA. RefSeq lists its product as uncharacterized. The transcript has 2 exons. The record is from RefSeq and is a predicted model, not a curated record. Gene Ontology annotation, molecular function: transcription factor binding. NCBI's taxonomy places the organism in Eukaryota, Fungi, Basidiomycota, Tremellomycetes, Trichosporonales, Trichosporonaceae. Gene Ontology annotation, cellular component: nucleus. The coding region runs from base 1 to 669 and encodes 222 amino acids.